CUGGACACCACCUGUGUCACACGUCGAUAAUCAACAGUCAGAGCAGUCCAUAUGUCCUAUUGUAUAUUACCGCGAGGUAACUGCGUGUUAUUUUUAAUGGUAUCGAGUGCGAGAUAUUAUCCAGUCCACCUAGAACAUUUUUUCAAGAUUAGUCAUGGAAAAAUUCUCACAGAUACUAACACGGAAGAUAUAAAACUGAUACUUCUACACUUUACACUCUAUACACUGGCAACAGUCGUACCAGUGUUAAAGUAUGGAUCACAGUAUCAAUAUUUAACAGGAGAGCAAGGCCAAGAUCGGCUCAUUAACUGUUUACUUAAUAAAAUAUUUAUACAAUUUCCCGCGUUUAUGGAUAUUGCUAAUAAUAAAACUUUAUGAAUCUGCCCGAGUUUUUACCAUAGUAUGCUGUGAAGUGCUGUAAUCUGUACCUACGGUCGUCUGACAAUAUUUAAAUAUGUAUAAGAAGAAUCCGAAAUUGAAAAAAAUCAAAUGUCUUUCAUGCAUAAGUGCUCCAAAGACUCCGGCUCAUCCAUACAGAAGGAGGAUUGAGUCUGGUUAUGGUACGGGUUCGGAAAACAGCUUGAAGCGCCAUGGCUCGACAGUCAGUCUCCAGUCAAACACGUACAGUACGGCGUCCGGUAGCAGCUUUAAACGCUCUUCGAGAAACAUCAAAGAAAAACUGGCAGAAAUUGAAACGUUCAAGGACAUACUUUGCCGACAAAUCGAUACUCUGCAAAAGUAUUUCGAUUUUUGCGUGGAGCACAAUGCCACCAGCUGUUUACCAGAUGAAGAAAAUCUUCCAACGAUCGAUUUCAAAGGCGAGGCUAUAACAUUCAAAACGACCACGUCCGCGGUCAUAGCUACACUCGCGCACUGCACCGAGCUGGUCUCGCAGCGGGAAGACGCUUGGAGGAGACGGCUGGAGAGGGAGAUGGAGAGGAGGAGACGGGCCGAGCAAUUGGCGAACGCUUACUUCGCGCAGUUGCAGAAGUGCGGGAACGCGCACCCGGGGCCAGAUUUGGAGGAAGGACCUCACAGUGUACUUGCCGAUGAUGAGUUCUACGAUGCAGUUGAAUCCGGACUGGAUAAGAUCGAAGAAGAGCAGGAGUUGAGAGAUAGACUGAAAAGCGGGCAGGUGCCUGUUACGCCGCCUGCCACGUCGCCGGCUUGCCAGCACAGAUUGUGGCCUGAGAUAGAAUCGGUAGUGAAACAGCAAGUAGCGUGGGCGCGUACCGGGAUCGGCGAAUGCGGACAAGGGUGGCAAUUGUUUGCGGAGGACGGAGAAAUGCGCAUGUACCGAAGGGAAGAAGAAGUGGACGGAAUGGCGGUGGAUCCAUUGAAGGCGGUGCACACCGUACCGGGAAUCACCGGUCACGAGGUGUGCCAUUACUUCUUCGGACCGCAGUAUAGGUAUGACUGGGAAACUACUCUCGAGCAGAUGACCGUGCUAGAAACGGUAUCAGACGAUACGUUGGUCUUCUUGCAGACACACAAACGGAUAUGGCCGGCUAGUCAACGCGAUGUGCUGUUUUGGUCGCACAUGCGGAAAUUGCCGAACGAGAAUGAUAGGGACGGACCUGACCUUUGGACGGUUGUAAAUAAUUCCACUACGCAUCUUGAUUACCCGCCAAACGUUGGAAAAUGCGUUAGGAUAUAUUUGAAAGUAUGCCUAUUGUGCCAGACUAGGGUGGAUCCACCAAAAGAUGGAGCGCCAUUGACGAGGGAUAACAUUUCUUGUAAAAUCACGUAUUGCUCUGUUGUUAAUCCAGGCGGUUGGGCUCCAGCGUCAGUGUUACGGGCAGUGUAUAAAAGGGAAUAUCCAAAAUUCCUCAAACGUUUUACAGCGUACGUCGUAAACCAAACAAAAAACAAACCUAUCAUGUUUUAGUUGUAAGGUCAGGGAUUAUUUUAAUUUUACACUGUUUUAUUUUUAAUAAUUUAUAUUCAUUAAAAUUAUUUUAUGUUUUCGUUUCGUUUUUUUUUUUUAAUCCAAAUGCUAUUUUUGAUGCCGUCCGCGUAGAUCUGUGUAAUAGAUGCGAUUCAAGUGAAAAUGAAUUUUAGUAAUUUGUGAUGCUUUACAUUUAAGGAAACUAGCGGAGUAGAGUAUAGUUGUACACGAAUAGUUGACACAUAAGUGCCAGAUUUUGUCAGAACCGACGAAUUCGGACUAGGUAGGAGGUGCAAGGUUACGAUUUAUUUUUCUACAAAAUCUCGGUCUUUACUCAAGAAAAAACUGCAUACAAUGUUUGUCCAGAAAAUACGUAUAAAAGUG
This is a messenger RNA of Acanthoscelides obtectus, 2272 nucleotides long. NCBI's taxonomy places the organism in Eukaryota, Metazoa, Arthropoda, Insecta, Coleoptera, Chrysomelidae. The record is from the annotation of a GenBank genome assembly.